Messenger RNA from Closterium sp. Naga37s-1, 2361 nucleotides. NCBI's taxonomy places the organism in Eukaryota, Viridiplantae, Streptophyta, Zygnematophyceae, Desmidiales, Closteriaceae. The record is from the annotation of a GenBank genome assembly.
AUGCACAGGAAGCGCGCAAGUCGAAGCUAUCAUAUCCGCGUGAGUGCAGAUCAUAUCCGCGUGAGUGCAGAUCAUAUCCGCGUGAGUGCAGAUCAUAUCCGCGUGAGUGCAGAUCAUAUCCGCGUGAGUGCAGAUCAUAUCCGCGUGAGUGCAGAUCAUAUCCGCGUGAGUGCAGAUCAUAUCCGCGUGAGUGCAGAUCAUAUCCGCGUGAGUGCAGAUCAUAUCCGCGUGAGUGCAGAUCAUAUCCGCGUGAGUGCAGAUCAUAUCCGCGUGAGUGCAGAUCAUAUCCGCGUGAGUGCAGAUCAUAUCCGCGUGAGUGCAGAUCAUAUCCGCGUGAGUGCAGAUCAUAUCCGCGUGAGUGCAGAUCAUAUCCGUGUGAGUGCAGAUCAUAUCCGCGUGAGUGCAGAUCAUAUCCGCGUGAGUGCAGAUCAUAUCCGCGUGAGUGCAGAUCAUAUCCGCGUGAGUGCAGAUCAUAUCCGCGUGAGUGCAGAUCAUAUCCGCGUGAGUGCAGAUCAUAUCCGCGUGAGUGCAGAUCAUAUCCGCGUGAGUGCAGAUCAUAUCCGCGUGAGUGCAGAUCAUAUCCGCGUGAGUGCAGAUCAUAUCCGCGUGAGUGCAGAUCAUAUCCGCGUGAGUGCAGAUCAUAUCCGCGUGAGUGCAGAUCAUAUCCGCGUGAGUGCAGAUCAUAUCCGCGUGAGUGCAGAUCAUAUCCGCGUGAGUGCAGAUCAUAUCCGCGUGAGUGCAGAUCAUAUCCGCGUGAGUGCAGAUCAUAUCCGCGUGAGUGCAGAUCGAAUCAAAUCCGCAGUAAAGGCAGCCGGCCCCAGCCCAGCAAGCAACUCGGCACUGGCAGCGCUGCUGGUGGCGGCGAAGCAAGGGGGAGUGCCCAAAGAUGUGAUCGAUCGGAGGAACACACUUAUUAACACCCCUCUCAACAAUCACCUGCCCUGUCCCCUCACCUUCUCCCCGUCAACCCCUGUCCCCUCACCUUCUCCCCGUCAACCCCUUUCCCCUUGCUCCCAGUGUGAAAGCAGUGGGAGUCGGGACCCAGCCCGGCCAAGUCAAAGCAGCCGGUCCCAGCCCUGCAAGCAACUCAGCGCUAGCAGCGCUGCUGGUGGCGGCAAAGCAAGGGGGAGUGAGUGCCCAAAGAUGGUCAAGGCAGGGGGCCCCAGCCCUGCAAGCAACUCAGCGCUGGUAGCGCUGCUGGUGGCGGCAAAGCAAGGGGGAGUGCCUAAAGAUGUGAUCGAUCGAAACAUCAAACGCGCGACAGAGAAGGGGCAGGCGGAUUUUACCGAGAUUGUGUAUGAGUGCGCGUGCACGAGCGUGCGUGCAUAUGUGUCUGUGGUGUGGUGUGAGGUUUACGGGCUCGGUGGAGUCGGCAUAGUGGUGGACGUGCUAACAGACAACAACGCCCGGGCGGCAGCUACAGUGCGAGACGUGGUGCGCAAGGGCGGCGCCAAGAUGGCCGAUCCGGGAUCCGUGCUCUUUAAUUUCAAGAGGGGCCUAUGGUGUCCUCCCCCUUCCAUUUCUCCUCUUCCCCUCCUCCCAAUCACCUCAGGCAAGGCAUGUUGGCCGUAUCAGCAGCCACGGCAGAUGGUGGGGACUGUGGAUGCAUGGGCUGAUGGUGCUCAUUUCCUUCUCUUUAUUCGUUUCAUAUCCCUCUUCUCCACUCCUCGCAGAGAAGGCGUGUUGGCUGUCCCAGCAGCCACGGCAGACCCGGAUGAGGUGUUGGUGGUGGCGGUGGAUGCAGGUAGUGCUGAGGGCGAUUCUUGUGCUCAUUCCUAUCCUUUCCAUUCACCAUCUCCCAACCACCACAGGGAAGGAGUGUUGGCCGUACCAGCAGCCACGGCAGACCCAGAUGAGGUGUUGGUGGUGGCAGGGUAUGCAGGAGCUUUGAGACGUCUCAAAACGAGGAGCUUUGAGACGUCUCAAGACGAGGUGUUGGUGGUGGCAGGGUAUGCAGGAGCUUUGAGACGUCUCAAGACGAGGAGCUUUGAGACGUCUCAAGACGAGGUGUUGGUGGUGGCAGGGUAUGCAGGAGCUUUGAGACGUCUCAAGACGAGGAGCUUUGAGACGUCUCAAGACGAGGCAAGGUGUGCUGGCGGUCCCAGCAGCCACGGCACACCCAGACGAGGUGCUGCUGGUGGUGCUCACUCCCCUCCCUUGCUUAUCUCUCCUCUCCCCCCCUUUAUAAUCACUUUCAGGGAGGGCGUGCUGGCGGUCCCAGCAGCCACGGCAGACCCAGAUGAGGUUUUGGUGGUGGCGGUGGAUGCAGGGGCUGAUGACGUCAUCAACCCUGGGGAGGACAUGGCUGGGGGAGGUGGAGGCGGAGGGCAUGGGGAGGAGGGCGAGGAGGAGGAGCAGUAA